CUUACACUUACACCUAUUAAUCUGAUAAGAAGAGAAUGAGACUGAGGAGACCACAGAUGUAUCCAUGGAGGGGACAGAGUCGUUUGGUGGAGAACUUUGAAGAACUUUGAUCUGCAAUCAAGAAUUUUGAAGUACAUUUAAGCGCUUUGACCGACUGUCGCCCUAUGUCAGCUGAGAUUGGCACAGUGCGGAGGAAUAGGUGUUAGAAGGUGGAUGAACCUGCAUUGAAGAAGGAUGAGACUGAGGAGAUAAGGAUGAGAGGAGCCUUUAAACUGUGGAGAGAAGUAUCUAUGUGUACAACUUGCCAGCGAUUACAAGUAGAAGACGAUGAAGAGUGACAACAUAACGGGCUGCUCUGGGAACUUCAAUCUUGAAGCUUAAAAUAUCUGUUGGCCCGUACGGGGAUCGAACCCGCGACCUUGGCGUUAUUAGCACCACGCUCUAACCAACUGAGCUAACCGGCCACCGUAUGUGUCCCCAUGACUAUACCCAAUUUCUAAAACAUACAACUACUCCGAGUUAACAUUUAAUCAUAUAGUUUAUUAACUAUCUAACAGCGCGCGUGUAUAAGUUUACCUCGCCGUCGUAACGACAGAAGCUGUCUUUCUUUACAAAUGGGCACCCGCACGGUCCGUUGCCAUAGCGACCCUGUAGAGAGGGCGAGACUGGUCACGUGACCCAACAAGAUGGCGACCACAAUGCAGAAUGGAUGUGAAUGAUUUAAACUAAGCGGGUCCGUUUUGCUGGGAAUUUGGAUCUGCUGAUUAAUUGUUCCUCACCAUUAUCAUCAUCAUCAUAUCAGAGCGUCAAGAUGGCCCUGAAUGUGUUUGAUCAUGAUGAAUACAGACCACCAGUGUGGAAGUCUUAUUUAUACCAACUCCAGCAGGAAGCACCUCACCCACGCCGACUCACCUGCACCUGUGAGGUGGACAACCGACCUAAAUACUAUGGCAGAGAGUACCAUGGGAUGAUCUCAAGAGAAGAGGCCGACCAGUUACUGAGUCAGGCUGAAGGCAGCUACCUCAUCAGAGAGAGUCAGAGACAGCCAGGCACAUACACGUUGGCUCUAAGAUUUGGGAACCAGACGAGAAACUUCCGUCUCUACCAUGACGGGAAGCACUUUGUCGGGGAGAAGAGGUUCGAGUCCAUCCAUGACCUGGUCACGGACGGUCUCAUCACGCUCUACAUAGAGACAAAGGCGGCGGAGUACAUCGCUAAGAUGACCAUAAACCCGAUCUACGAGCACGUGGGCUACACCACUCUGAACCAGGAGCCCACUCUGAAGAAACACCUGCCACAAAGCCCCGAGGCUCCUGAUGGACCUGCUGCGGUCAAAGAUGACUGCAAUGCAGAGGAGAGGGUGAGAACACUCGCUCUCCUAUGUCAUCUCACGUCCCUGGUGCGGCGGGCGACGCUGAGGGAGAGCGACUUGGCGCCCAAGUAUGAGAAGGUCCACAACUUCAAGGUUCAUACGUUCAGGGGGCCUCACUGGUGCGAGUACUGUGCCAACUUCAUGUGGGGUCUCAUCGCUCAGGGAGUCAAGUGUGCAGACUGCGGCUUGAACGUCCAUAAGCAGUGCUCCAAAGUCGUGCCCAACGACUGCCAGCCGGACCUGCGGCACGUCAAGAAGGUGUACAGCUGUGACCUGACCACGCUCGUCAAAGCCCACAACACCAAGAGGCCGAUGGUGGUCGACAUGUGCAUCCAGGAAAUCGAGGCUAGAGGUCUUGAGUCGGAGGGUUUGUACAGAAUAUCAGGCUUCAGCGAGCUCAUCGAAGACGUCAAGCUGGCGUUUGACCGAGACGGAGAGAAAGCAGACAUUUCCUCAAAUGCUUACGAGGACAUCAACAUCAUCACGGGAGCCCUUAAACUCUACUUCAGAGAGCUGCCCAUCCCCCUCAUCACAUACGACGCCUACCCACGAUUCAUAGAAACCGCAAAGGUCUCAGACCCAGAGAAACGGCUGGAGUCUCUCCACGAGUCCUUGAAGCUGCUGCCGCCGGCUCACUGCGAGACUCUGCGAUACCUCAUGGCUCACCUCAAGAGGGUGACCCAGUGCGACAAGGACAACCUGAUGCCCAGCGAGAACCUGGGCAUCGUCUUUGGCCCGACACUGAUGAGGGCCCCCGACCUGGACGCCAUGACGGCACUCAAUGACAUACGAUAUCAGAGACUGGUGGUGGAGAUGCUUAUUACCAAUGAAGACGUGCUGUUCUGAGAGGAAACGAGGGGUAAUAUUCUUCUUCUGAGGAGGAGGAGGAGGAGGAGGAGGAGGAGAGGAAGGACACAGAUGCUCAUACAGUGUGCACUGACUUAUUGUGGACAGAUGAAAAUGAAGGAGAAACAUGCACGAUACAUGAGCAGUGAAAGAGGCGGCGGUUUGCAAAGAUGAGACACUUGAGUGGAAGUGGAAGGACGUUUGAAUGAAGUUAAACUUAAUAAAUAAAACCAACUUGAAGCUUUUACAAAAUGUAAUGUUACAACUUCACAAAAAGGUUUAAAGAAUCAUUCCCUUUCUUUGUGGAGGAAAGAGAAACACUGCGAUCCAACCUCAUGUUCAUAUCUUCUUUCUUCUUAAAUGGAUGCCUUGACUUUUUAUAUAUAUAUAUAUAUGUAUAUAUAUAUAUGUAUGUGUAUAUAUAUAUAUAUAGUUAGCCGUCCUCACCCUGCUUAUUUGGGGGGAGACUAGAAAGAAGAUCAGCCAUCGUUUUAAGAAGCUCUCCCCUCUGCAUUGGAACCAAUUGAAAAGUGCUGGUGAGGAGAAAGUGCCACCUAGUGGCCACUCAUUGUUUCAGUAGAAAAAAAAUGAAGAAGCGCCGCUUCCAAGUUAGUGUCAAACUGUGACUGUAAGAAGACGCAUCGUGUCCUGUUAAUCCUCUCCGGGACAGAGUAGAAGCCCUGGUGUAACAGUGAACAGCUGGAUGAAUGGACUAAUGCAUGAAUGGAUGAAGAAUGAAUGGAAAGUUUGAAUAACUCACCUGGAACUGAAGUGACUUGGACCUAUUGUGUUUGCAGUACUUUUUUUUUUGUUAAUUCUGUGCAGCUCUGAUGUGUAAUUAAACCCCAGCAACAUUAGUUUUACAGUUUUAUAACAUAGAAAAUCAACUAGGGCUGCAAUUAACCUUCAAUCGGUCAAUCUGUCCAUUAUUUUCUCGAUAAAUCAAGCACUUGUUUGGUCCGUAAAAUGUCAUAAAAUGUGGGAAAAUGACGAUUGUUGUUUACCAAACCUGGAAAUUAUGAUUUUCUCAAACCGAAAUGACUCUUGAUUUAAUGAUUUCUUUGUGAUAUGACGCAAAGAAACCAGAAAAUAUUCCCAUUUAAGAAGCUGAAAAAUCAGAAAGCUUGUUUUAAUUGUUGAAAAAAAAAAUCAAAAUAGUUGACGACGGCCCUAAAAUCAACGUCCGCUCCUCGUCGUGUUCUUUACAUAUCAUAAAAGCUUGAAAUGUUUACCAGUGUUGUUGCAGUGUAAUUACACUCAGUAUUGGAGCUGUAAAAUGAAUGAUUCCCCCUUUUUUUGUCACUGUUUCAGAAUCUAUUUGAUGUUCUCACGCUUCUCCACCUUCCAGCGUCAGGCUGUGCGAUGCUUGGGGAAAACCUCAGCGAUAAGUGUUAGUGGUCAUAUUUUACAGCAGGGCCAGAUUGUGACGUAAGAGCGUGCAUCAUCAUUGAAUUGAAACUGUGCUUUAUGUUGUUUUUGCUUUGGGUUUACGUACAUUUUUGUCAAAAAAAAAAAAAAAGCAGUAUUAUACUUGAGCAGUGUUACGAUGCAGAUGCCUGGAUGCAGCUACUACACGAAUAACUAAAUAAUUAUUGGCCUUGUUAAUUCAAAGAUAACUGAAUGUUGGAUAAUGUAAAAAUUUGAAUAUCGCAUCCCAUCCUGGAAAAAGUUUGGUACAAAAAGAUUAAUAGUGUUCAAGUUUGUAUGAGUAUUUGUAGUUUUUCAUCAGUGUAAUAUUCCUUCCCUGCUCAGUGUGCCUAUUGACGGGGAGGCCGUAACUGUGAAAUACUCAAGAGUUAAUAUUGUUUUCUCAUGAAUAAAACAAGGGACCAAUUAAAUAGGUUUUUGAUCUGCGGACUCUGCCUUGUACAGACAGAUUCUCCUACUUGAAAGUCAUCGUAAGCAAAAAUGUGAAAUGAUUGACAAUACCGAAAAGCAGUAUGUAAUGUGGGACAAUGAUGUGUUUGAAUUCUCUGUUUUCUGCCAUUUGGCUCCCCACUCCCUUGUCUCUAAAACACUCUAACACACACAUUUCUACACCCCCCCCAUUUCUGUCGGGGGGACCACUAACAACAUCUUACUAAUUAAUGUUCUUCAUUUGCAAAGCAGCGGCGACUUGCCACCACGCUGCAAGAUACACUUUACAAAGAGCUGUGAAAAAAAAAACACAAUCUUGUGCAUCAGUGUGGAGUUAAGUGUAAUAUAAGGGUUUUCUGUUUUAGUUGUUUAAUGGUGCUUUAUUUUUACUGCUGUGUUUGACCUUUAUGUUUAUUCAUUUCUUCAAUAACUAACUAGCAUCAGUUACAAAUCGUGAGCCCUCCAUCAUGACAUGUAUUUUUUUUUUUAAAUAAUUGUCACUGCUGUAAAGGAUUUUCUAUAUGGUUUAUGCAUGGUGGAAUUAAAUUAUUAAUUAUU
Molecule: messenger RNA, 4633 nt
Organism: Solea solea (common sole)
Lineage: Eukaryota; Metazoa; Chordata; Actinopteri; Pleuronectiformes; Soleidae
Product: N-chimaerin
Exons: 15
Coding region: 812-2218 (468 amino acids)
Biological process (GO): signal transduction; positive regulation of GTPase activity; regulation of small GTPase mediated signal transduction
Molecular function (GO): GTPase activator activity
Source: RefSeq, a predicted model, not a curated record